CGUUUAAUUUUUUCUGUUUUUCGUUCUAAACCCUAACUCUAGUGUAACCGAAGAAACCCUAACUCUUCGUUUUUCACGGUAAAAAGAAAAAUUCAGGAAGGAUCGACGGAUCCCUCGGAUUUAUCAGACGCAAAAGGUCGAAUUCGGAUGGGAGAUUGUUGUUUUCUGUAAAUAUAUUUAACGAUUGGAAGUGGGAGCUUCUAUUUUAUGUCGGUUUUGGUUCAGGUAUGUGUUCCUGUAGCUUCUAACUGGUUUAACAAUUCAUUUUCGUUACGAUAACUGUUCAGAUCUUGGUAAGAAUUGGGUAUUGAUCGGUUUGCAUGUGUUUUAGGAUUUCAUUUCGGGGUUUAUCUGAUCAUUUUGUUGUAAUUUCACCACCAGAUCUGAUGCUGGAGGUCGAAAUAAAGAAACAUGUAUGAACAUGUAUGAUGGAAGAUGAAAAUUGGGGAUAUCAGUUUUUCUUUUGUCGAUUGAGUGUUUGUAGAUGGAAAAGAGCUUGGAAAAGCCUGAUCUCUCUGGAAUUUCAAAGAAACCGAUAUCUUUGGAUCUUCAAAGCCUCUAUGUUGAGAAGUCCAAGGGUUCGAUUCGUAAGGGAGAGGCAGAAGAUAAGGUCGUAAAGAGGAAAAGGAAGUCUCCUUCAGAGAACGGGGAGUCAGGUUUGGGGCAAGGGAAGAAGAAAAGGAAUAGGAAGCAGGUUUCUCUUAGUAGUUUUGAACCGGCUAACAAGAAGAGUAAAAAGAGUUUAAUUGCUGUAGGUGGUAGUUGUUUGAAUUUGGGAUCAUCCGCAUUCAACAAUCCAGCAUUGAAGUUAAGCCGAUUUGUUUUACACCAAAAGACUCAGGGAAAGAAGAAGAAUGGCCAUGCUCCUGGGGAUGGGAAGUUGCAAAAUUUUAGUGGUUUAAGUGUUAUUUCUGACAGUUUGGAUGAUAACAUCCCAAAGCGUCCUCGAGGUUUAUCGAGGCGAAAGAAGUUCCAGAGUAAUCACAUCCCAGAGCAGGUGGGGAUUUCCACUAGCAAAGUCAGCUCUGCUGCUCAGAUAAUUAAGUUAACCAGUGAUUCUGUCACCUCAAAAACUUCUUCUGAAGGUAAAGAGAAGAAGGUUCCUGAUGAUUUUAAGGAGAAUAGUUCCAGUAGUGCUAAACCAACUCGACGUUUGAAGGCUGAUGAUGGUGGCUCGGUCAGACAUAGUGGUGAUCCAACCUUAAAAAAUGUUAAUAGGAACAAAGGAAAGAGGCGGGAAUCUACAUCCAAGAAGCAAAACCCAGCUGAUGUUAUUGAGCAGUUGGUUAGUAAAUCUGCCAAGGCCUGUGGAGAAUUGCAAGAAGACGAUGAGGAGAAUCUUGAACAGAAUGCUGCAAGGAUGCUGUCAUCUCGAUUUGAUCCCAGCUGUACUGGGUUUACUGAAAACAACAAAGCCUCGCCAAGUUCUCAAUCUAUGAAUGGGCCAUCUCUUGUCCCCUUGUUUUGUCAGGGGAUGGAUAAUUCUUCUGGUUUUGAGUCCACCUCUGCUGAUGCUGCCGGCAGAGUGUUGCGGCCAAGGAAACAACACAAAGAGAAAAGCAGUCUUGUGAGGAAGAGGCGCCACUUCUAUGAGAUAUUCUCUGGGGAUUUGGAUGCUUACUGGGUUCUUAACAGGAGGAUCCAAGUAUUUUGGCCUUUGGACCAGAGUUGGUAUUUUGGCCUAGUUACUAAUUAUGAUCCUGAAAGGAAUUUGCAUCAUGUCAAAUAUGAUGACCGCGACGAGGAAUGGAUUAACCUCCACAACGAAAGAUUCAAACUCUUGUUACUUCCAAGUGAAGUUCCUGGUAAGUUUGGUCCAGAAAAAUCUGAGCAGGGUUGUAAAAAGGUGGAAGAUCAAGAUGACGGCGUUAACAUUGGGGAUAGUAACUGUACAGCUAGUUUUAUGGACUCGGAACCCAUCAUCACAUGGUUGGCUAGAUCUACACAUCGAGUCAAGUCUUCACCGCUUGGUAGUAUGAAGAAACAGAAAACAUCUUGUCAGGCUGAGAAAUCUGUGAAACCCAUAUUUUCUGAUGAUUAUCCGCCGGAAAGAUGCUUGGGUGUGAAUUCAGCUGGAACUGAUGCAUCACUAGGUAAAUCUGUGUUGUUGGAAGGUAGGUCAGUUCAAGGAGAGGUUACUGAAAAAUCUACAACAGCGAGCACCUCAUACCCCAAUGGCAGAAAGCCACCCUUUGUUUAUUUCAGGAGGCGUUUUCAUAAGAGAGGGCAGGGAUUGGGUAAUCACUCUGAGGAGAGUUCAGGAUGCAAAAGUUUACCUGGAUCUGUUUCGUUUCUUGCCUCAGUUGAUGGGGUGGGGACUUUAGAAGAAUAUGAUGUUACUCUCCAGGGAUCUGGUCCCAAAGCUUUGACAAACUUGGAUGGAGAGACUUUGCUGUGGUCCAGUGAGAAUUCUGGGUUGUUCAAGUCAACCUUUCAGCUGAUGAAAUUAAAACAAGGGAAAUUGAAGUUUAACUUUCCACUUCAUCAGUUUGUAUAUAACCAUGUAUAUAAUGCUGAAUUGUUUUGGCUUUAUCGUGCUCUAUUGUUCCUUCAGUUUGGUAAGGUGGUGGCUGUGUGGCCAAAGGUUCAUCUGGAGAUUCUUUUUGUUGAUAAUGUUGUUGGGUUAAGAUUUAUGUUGUUUGAAGGAUGCUUGAUUCAGGCAGUAGCUUUUUUGUGUUUGGUUCUUAGGGCAUUUCAUCAACCUGAUGAACAUGGAAAGUUGGUGGAUCUACAGUUGCCAGUUACUUCAAUCAGGUUUAAACUGUCUGGAUUUCGGGACAUUGGAAAGCAGUUUGUCUUCGUGGUGUACAACUUUUUAGAGAUGAAAAAUUCAAUGUGGUUGUACUUAGAUUGUAAACUAAAGAAGCAUUGUUCUGUCACCAAGCAGCUACCUCUUGCUGAAUGCACAUAUGAUAAUAUUAAGUUGCUUCAAAGCGGCUGCGAUUGUUUAGUUCCUCUUGUUACUGAGGAGCCUAUAAUGCGCAGGGGUUUACGCAGAAAAUCUAGCCAGGGAAUUGUGCACAUGGGAGUAUCCAAAGAAUCAGUUUAUAUUGAUACGAACAGUUCAUCUUCAAGUUUCAAUGAGAAGCAUUGGAGACUUCCUCCCUUUGUUCUUUCUUUUGCUGCUGCACCUUCCUUCUUUCUGAGCCUGCAUCUGAAGCUGCUUAUGGAUAAUAAUGUUGCUUCUAUGAGCUUUCAGAACCACAAUUCGGUGUCUCUACUAGAAUGUCCAGAAAACUGUGGCAGAGUGAUGGAUGUUGACUGCCCUCCUGUUGUGGAUUUACCUAACCAUGUCCCAGAAGGUACCCUUGAAAAUGCUUUGGGGGUUGCUUUGAGAGAUGGUGCUGGUUCUCCAUGGCUGUCUUGUGCCAAACCUAAGGAAGAGACUGACACUCUCUUUAUAAGCAAUGGAGGUGAUUGGAUAAAGUCCUCUCAGAAAUACCUUGAUAGUGAGCUUAAUGCAACUGGAACUUCUGUAGGUCCCCAAGGUUCAGGGAAGGAGAUUGAUCGCAUUGGCCUACCUCAAAGGCCUACAUGCCAACAUUCAGUUUCAAAGCAGUCUGUGGGGAAGUCAUGGCCCUCUGUUUCUGACAAUCAUUCUUCUCCAGGCAGGUCCGAAACUGGGUACUUUUCUUGUUUGAAUGGUGUUAGUGUUCAGAUUCCACCUCAUAGCCAAGGUGACAGUCAGUCUUGUGAUGUGGAAACACCAAAUAGCCAGCAGUCUACAUUUGAUUUACCUUGGAACAUGAAUGACUUUAACAUCCAUAGCCCAAACCCUACUGCACCCAGAAGUGUGUGGCAUCGGAAUAGACAUAGUGUGGGUUCUUCAUCAUUUAAGCGGUCAAAAAUAUGGAUGGAUGAUGGGGCUCAUUUUAUCCAUAAUGACUUUGGGAAUGGUUCUCGAAAACCAAAAACUCAGAUCUCUCAUGUCUCACCAUUUGGGGGUUAUGAUUUCAGCUCAAAGCCCAGAAGCCACCUCCGGAAAGCACGUUCUCACCAAAGAAUCAGGAAUGAUGAUGAAAAGAUGGCGACAUAUGGUUCUGGAAGUCCUCAGAGGCACACAGAGUUGUUAUCAUGUGAAGCAAAUCUCCUGAUUACUGCUGGGGACAGGGGUUGGAGAGAAUGUGGGGCUCAGCUCAUGCUAGAAUUUGUUGAUCAUAAGGACUGGAGACUCGUGGUAAAAGUUUCUGGUGCUAUGAAGUAUUCGUUUAAGGCACAUCAGUUUCUGCAGCCUGGAACCACAAAUCGUUAUACUCAUGCUAUGAUGUGGAAAGGAGGAAAAGAUUGGACAUUGGAAUUUUCUGACAGGAGCCAGUGGACCCUUUUCAGGGAGAUGCAUGAAGAGUGUUACAAUCGGAAUAUUCGAGCUGCUACUGUUAAGAAUAUUCCAAUCCCUGGGGUUCACUUAAUUGAGGAGAGUGAUCAUCAUCUAAUGCAAACACCAUUUGUUCGCAGUUCGCCGAAGUAUUUUCGACAGGUUGAGAAUGAAGUAGAAAUGGCCUUGAAUCCAUCAUGUGUUCUAUAUGACAUGGAUAGUGAAGAUGAUGACUGGAUAUCAAGAUUUCAUGCAUCUUCGGAUAUUGAUGGAAAUAACCUGCUGAUGAUUUCUGAGGAGAUGUUUGAGAGGACAAUGGACAUGUUUGAGAAAGUUGCAUAUUCUAAGCAGCGUGAUGACUUCACUAGUGAUGAAAUAGAGGAGCUUAUGGUUGGAGUAGGUCCGAAUAGUGUAAUUAAGGCAAUUCAUAAACAUUGGCUGCAGAAAAGACAGAGGAAUGGAAUGCCUUUGAUCCGGCAAUUCCAGCCUCCGUUGUGGGAAAGGUACCACCGACAAGUGAGAGAGUGGGAGUUGGCAGUUAACCAAGGCAACAACUUCCCCAAUGGAUGCAAGGAGAAGGCUAAAGUUGAGAAGCCACCUAUGUUUGCUUUUUGUUUGAAACCACGGGGCUUGGAGGUGCUUAACAAGGGCCCCAAACAUAGGUCACAGAGGAAGUGUGCAGCCAGUGGGCACAGCAAUGCUUUCUCAAGAGAUCAGGAUGGUGUCCAGGUUUUUGGAAGAAAAUUAAAUGGGUAUGUGCUUGGGGAGGAGCGAUCUUUAGUUAUUGGUCAUAGCCAUGAAUCAGAUGCUGCCACUUGGCUCCAGACGUCAACAAGGGUAUUAUCACCACGAGAUGCAGUUAGUACAGGUUAUCUGUCGAUGAGCAGUGAUGGUGCUGAGAGGAAUCAUUAUCCAAAACUAAAUAGAAACAAGUCAAAGAAGGUUGGAACAUUUUUAUUCCCCAAUGAUUCAAAAAUGGUGGCGGUGCCAUACAACCAGAGAUUGACAAGCAGGAGAAAUGGGGCCUGCCGUUGGAAUAUGGGCUUACCUGAGUGGCCCAGCCAGAGACAAUACCCACCAGAAGGUUCCCAUAGGCAGAGAGCUGAACAGUUGGGUUGUUCAGAUCUUGAUGAGUUUAGGUUGAGGGAUGCAUCAGGUGCGGCUCAGCAUGCAUCCAACAUGGCAAAACUGAAGCGGGAAAAAGCUCAAAGAUUGCUUUACAGGGCAGAUCUUGCUAUUCACAAGGCUGUGGUUGCCCUUAUGACUGCCGAGGCCAUAAAAGCAUCUGAGGAGGAAUGCACAGAAGAUGGGUAGAAGUCCCAAAUGAAUCUGCGAUAACGUAGGUUUCAAAAGGCCACUUGAAAGCCUACGAAGGCUUAUCAACUGUUCAAAAGACAGACGCAUAUCCAUGGAGAUUGGCAUUGACCUUGCUUGCGAUUAUCUCGCAUGGGUGGUAGCGGCUGGUGAAUCGAGGAUAAAGUUUGACAUGGUGACCGCAGGAUGGAAGUCAUCGUUAGGACAGUUUUGGUGCUCGUCUGACUGGUUUACAUCUUGACAGUUUGGAGGGAGGUAAAAGGGGGGUUGGGUUGUUUGUAGAAAUCUGGUUGCUGAUCUUAUGUACAGAAU
Messenger RNA from Telopea speciosissima, 5941 nucleotides. RefSeq lists its product as uncharacterized. Gene Ontology annotation, cellular component: piccolo histone acetyltransferase complex. Lineage: Eukaryota; Viridiplantae; Streptophyta; Magnoliopsida; Proteales; Proteaceae. The coding region runs from base 485 to 5629 and encodes 1714 amino acids. The record is from RefSeq and is a predicted model, not a curated record. Gene Ontology annotation, biological process: regulation of transcription by RNA polymerase II. The transcript has 5 exons.